Messenger RNA from Corythoichthys intestinalis (scribbled pipefish), 2390 nucleotides. RefSeq names its product family with sequence similarity 199, X-linked (gene fam199x). Bases 157 to 1335 code for a protein of 392 amino acids. Lineage: Eukaryota; Metazoa; Chordata; Actinopteri; Syngnathiformes; Syngnathidae. The record is from RefSeq and is a predicted model, not a curated record. The transcript is spliced from 8 exons.
UUUGCCUGACAUGCAGCUCCAUAUCAUCAAGGACCGCGGGAAUUUUGGUGUCUUCUACAGGCAAUCAUCUUUGUAAAUCUCACUGGAACUGCACCAAACAAAAGUUCCAGCAUCUUCACCUUGUCAAGAGUCAAGAAUCUGCAUUGGACAAGGUUCAUGUACAUCAUGUCGGAUUCUCUGUAUGAGAAAUUUCUGGCACCAGAGGAGCCUUUCCCCCUCCUCUCCCAAAGAGCCAACCUCAGUGAUGUGGGAACCCUUGAUGUCAGUGAUUUCAGCUGUCAGCUUUCAUCCUGUCACAGGACGGACCCCCUGCGCCGCUUCCACGGCAACAGGUGGAACCUCACUUCUUGCGGCACGAGUGUGGCCAGCUCCGAAUGCAGCGAGGAACUCUUUUCGUCUGUGUCCGUGGGCGACCAGGAUGACUGCUACUCUCUCCUUGAUGACCAAGAGCUGACAUCUUUGGACUUGUUUCCCGAGGGAAGCGUUUGCAGUGAUGUUUCCUCUUCCAUCAGCACCUACUGGGAUUGGUCUGACAGCGAGUUUGAGUGGCAGUUGCCAGGAAGUGACAUCACUAGCAACAGCGAUGUCCUGUCCGACAUCAUUCCGAGUGUCCCAAAUUCACCUUGUUUGGUUCCCAAGAGGAAGCCUAAACCCCACCCUCACCGCAACCUGGAUGAGCUGCCAUGGAGCGCCAUGACCAAUGAUGAACAAGUGGAGUACAUCGAAUACCUGAGUCGUAAAGUCAGCACAGAGAUGGGCCUGCGAGAGCAACUUGACAUCAUUAAGAUCAUCGAUCCCUGUGCUCAAAUCUCCCCCACGGAUAGCGAGUUCAUCAUCGAGCUCAACUGUCUCACUGAUGAGAAACUCAAGCAGGUACGGAACUACAUCAGAGAGCACGGGCCGAGGCAGAGGGCCAGCAGCACAAGGGAGGGUUGGAAGAGAAGCAGCCACAGCAGCGCCAGCACAGGCGGCAUCAGCGGGGCUAGCAGCAGCAACGCCAGCAUGGUCAGUUCAGCCAGCUCCUCGACCAGCUCCACGGCCUCCAACUCUGUCGCAGGUGGAACAGCUUCAGCUUGCAGUGGAAGCAGCGUGGCUAACAUCAGCAGAGCCCACAGCGAUGGCAAUCUUUCCAGUGCUGCAGAACGCAUCAGAGAUUCUAAAAAACGUUCCAAGCAACGCAAGCUCCAGCAGAAAGCCCUACGCAAACGUCAACUAAAGGAGCAGCGUCAGGCCCGCAAGGAGCGUCUGAGCGGCCUGUUCCUCAACGAGGAAGUGCUGUCGCUGCGGGUGACCGAGGAAGACGACCACGGCGAUGACCUGGAUGUACUCAUGUGACACCAGUGAACCAAUCAGUGCUCCCUCUUUGCCUACUCUCGCUAACCUAGAGCCUAGCAUGCUUAGUUUAGUGUAGGCUAACACCACCUUUUGAUAUUGCGCUUAUCACAUUAUAGUGCAUUUCAGGUUCAUCCUGAAAUUUGACUCGAUGCCCCUCCCAAUUUUGUGAGUCUUGUACCUACAAAUUUGGCAGCUGUAAUAGUCUAGAAGCUUGGACAUCAUAGAAGGUAAAUUUAGCUGCGCUAAGCUAACUCGCUGCUAACUGAGGUUCAAGUGGGAAGGACUAAUGCGGGACAUGCCGCGCUGUCUUUUGAACUGUGAUACUUCUGUCAAGGCUUAAAGGGAGCACUGAACACACUGCAUGUCAAAGCCCGCGCCUCCUCUAGCUAACUCGGUAACCUUCAGCAUUGUUCUGUUUUUGGAACCACCCGCUAACCAAAAAAAUCUACGUGUGCUGUAAAUAACUGCUUGUUUUCUGUUUAUCCCAAGUGAUAAAGAAUUAAUUCAAUGUUUUUCCUUCUCUUUGUGUGUAUUACAGUAGUCAUGCUAUCAAAAGUUAGCAAAAUUUUUAAUAUUAUUUCGACUCAUUUCUGUUUGUUUUGUUGGUUUGGACCCCUGUCCCCCCUUGAUAGCACUCCGAAUGUAAUUCUACCAUGCACAGAUGAAUGAAUGAAUUGACGGUUUGACUGUGGAAGUCUUAUCACGGGUCGGUGUGUUUACCCUGGUUUAUGACAUUUAUUAUCAAGCUAAUAACACAAUUAACUAAUAUACAAAUACUGACAGAAUUGUAAUUAACAACCUGAUAGUUCUCACUGCUGUGAUUUGUUCAACCAUUCAGCAGCCUUGAUACUUUAUCAUGUACUUGAGCUUUGGCUCUCAUGUCACUUGAGUUGGUUUUAAAUCGCAGAAAUCCUUUUCAAAGCAAUUCUAUGUACUCUGUAAAAUUCUAUUUUGGGGAAAAAAUUUGAAAAGAAAAAAAAUCGCAUCGUGAUGCCAAGAAAGUUGUGUAAAUAAUGUUUUGCUGAUUAUGACAUUAAAAUGAUUGGAGAACAAAA